This is a messenger RNA of Diorhabda sublineata, 5581 nucleotides long. RefSeq names its product serine/arginine repetitive matrix protein 1. NCBI's taxonomy places the organism in Eukaryota, Metazoa, Arthropoda, Insecta, Coleoptera, Chrysomelidae. The record is from RefSeq and is a predicted model, not a curated record. The coding region runs from base 1491 to 3038 and encodes 515 amino acids. The transcript is spliced from 7 exons.
GUUCAAUAUGUCAUCGUGAUCCGAAAGCCGAGCAUUUUACUCAAGUAUAUUUUCGAAAUAUUUGGAAAACCAUUAGAAGAAAAUAAAAACAACGAAUCGUAGAUUGUUUAGAAGCACGAACAUAUUUCGUUCAAAAAGAAAAGUAAGUGAUAUGUAGUGUUUAGGCCGUGAUAUUUGUGUAAUGUGUAUUGAUUUUUCUUGAUCUCGGUUCUCUCCUCCAUAUAGUCGCGUCCGUGAUCUAUAUACCUCUUAUUAGAGGUAAAAUUAGAUGUUUUCGUUACACGUAUCGUUUUUUCGGAUUAUUUUAUUUUCGACGCGUAGUGGUAAUUUUACAAUGUAAUUAUCUGGUACUGAAGUGUAGUGUAUGUUGGGGGAAAAUAUUUGUGUAAAGACAUGCUUUUAUUUUUGUGACUCGUCUCACCUUAUGUGACCUAUUUAUUUGCGAUGUCGCGGGCGCGGAACGUGGGUGGCAAUACGGUUUGCCAUUUUCGCUUACCCGACGGAUUAUACAACCUUAUUUUAUUUAAAAUUUGAAUAUAUUCCAUUUAGAUAAAGUAAAUGGUUGAUUGGAAAGUAUGCUUGUAGUCAGGGUCGGAUUAGGCUGAAUUUUGCCAUAGUACAUUACCAAUAUACUUUUCACAGUAAUGAAUGUUUCAAUAUUGAGGUGGAAUAGAACCCAUCAUUUUCUUAUCUGUUUUUUGCCAUUUUUUUAUCUUUGAUGUCUUCAAAUUUUCUAUCUAUUAGUAACCCUUAUCAAAUUUUUUUUGCAGAUUUCACUAUGAUUCAGAAUAAAAUUUCACAUCUCCUUGCAUUUUUUUAGUGAUUUUUAUAUUGCCCAACACAGUUUAUUUAAAUCACCUCAUAAUAAGAUUAUGUUGUCUAUGACAGCCUCUUUUUUUAAAUAAAAAUUGCUCUGGCUAGACAUAGUGAAAGAAUUAUCUCUAUAGUAGUCUUGCCCUGGUCUUUCAUUUAGCAUUUGUACCAGUGCCAUUAAUAGCACUCAUCGAGAGUUGUAAUAAAAGUAGACUGAUAACAUUGUAGAUAAUUUAAAAAAUAUAGAUAAAAUCAAAGAAAUAAUUUAGAGGCCUUUUUCUGCCUUAAAUUCUUGAUGACCCUAAAAUCAUGCUGAAUAGAGUGUAUAUUUCACAUUUUUCCUGAUGUUAAUGUGCAGCUGGGUGCAAAAUGUGUGUAAAGAUUGAUGAAAAUUCUAUCUAACAAAUUUUGUAUGCAAUUAAAUAUACUAAUAAUUAAAUAGUCAUUCGAUCGACGCUCGAAAAAAUCACAUUGCAUGUGGUGUCGGUAAUGUGAUGUGGACGAGUCGUUGAAUAUUAACGCGUGAUUCGUGAUUUCAGCGGGGCUACACAAUUAAAGCAUGCCAUUUUGCAGUGUUGGUUUUUUUAAUUGGAAAAAUUGAUUCAAUACAUACUGAAGCUGUGAUAUAUAUUUCAAGCAACUAAUAGAAAUAUACAUAUAGAAAGACAUUUUAUAGAAUGUCUUCAAGGCGGAGAAGUAGAAGUAGGGAUAAGAAAAAUGUGUCAACGAAACUUAGAAUGGAUACUAAACCCCAGGCUAUCAGAAUUACAGACCCUAGUUUACCAGCUGGCAGGAGAAGGGAAAUAGAUAAUGUUAUGAAAAAAGCUAGGGCUCAAAAAUCACCAAAUUCAGGCGUAUUUUGGGACAAAAAGCUUUUGGAAGUUGAAGCUAAAGAUCCAAACAGGUGGCGCCACAGCGGAUAUAAAUCUCUCUAUAUCGACGGUUCGUCAUCUCCAUCGUCGAACGGUAGACGUAGUCGUUCGCGUUCGCCGUUACGUCACAGUUCAUCGCCUACCCCAGGAGGUCGUCGUACCCCUUCAAUGCGUCGUGCGUCACCGGCAGUUUACGGAGGGCGGUCCGCCCGAUCUCCCCGUUCUCCGAGAUCGCCACCUCCGCGCAGCGCUCGCUCUCGUUCACGUUCUUCUUCGCCUCCGACGCGCCGUAGAUCGCCACCUUCUUAUAGAAGAUCGUUGCCACGGGGUAGACCGCGUUCGCCGCCUUCGCCGAGGGAGCCUCCGUCGUCUAGGCAUAUUCGUAGAUCCGUGUCUAAUAGCUCAAUCAGCAGUUGUUCAGACGAUUCAUGUUCGGUGUGUUCGCCUAAAGGACAUAGAAAUGCUCGAUCGAGAUCGAAAUCCCGUUCGCCCCGCGCGCGUAAACCAGCUCCAAAAAUCAUUUCGCCUCCUAAGUCUCGGGUACGACAACGUCCACCUUCACCUUCCCCCGUACCAAGACGUGUUGCUAAACCUACCACUCCUCCCCCCAUUCCUAGGAAACUUCCUAAGCCAAACCCUUCUGACAGACCCACCGAUCCUAGAAGACAACCUCCUCCUCCAAGGCCAAGAGGUAGCACUGGAGAGAUUAUUAAUGUUAGAGGAGUUAAACCUCCUGCGAAGCCCACGGCUGUGAAGAAAAGUGGAGAAAAACAAAUGGUGAAACCGAUGUUGUUGAAACGAAUAAAAAAAGAACGAACAGGUAAUCGACCAGGUUCUCCUGGAGCAGAAUCCUCAGGUUCGGCAGAUAGCGGGCAUACUUUGUUGCCUACACCGAUAGUAGCUACCACCAGCUUAACUUUAUCAGAGAGAUUUGGAAAAAUCGCACAAUGGAGUGCAGAUAGAGAAAGAAGGGAGAUGGAAAAUAUGAGAAUUACCAAAACGGGCAGCAAUAUGAAAGUAUUAGUGGAAGAAGACGAUUUCCUGUAUGGUAGUCCCCCAAGAAGGUACAGCUUGUCUCCAGUACCCACUGGUCACUUUCCAGAUAAACUGAUGUCUUCCGGCCAAUCAAGAAUGGCGGCAUGGGAUGACGUCCGCGUCCGUUAUCAGUAUUACAAAGAUCUAGGUUAUUUACGUGACCUAACAUUGGAUGAUUAUGUCAAAUGGGAAGAGUGGUGGUACAAAUAUCAAGACUGGUUAGCAAACGAACGCCAUUACGAACAUUGGUUAGCAUCUCAAGGGGGUGGUAGGCGGAGAGGAAAGAAGCGUCUACCAGCUUCAAAACGUUUGAAUUGAAAGGUGGGCGAAAUCUGAGUGAAACGACGGUUAAAUUCGGUAUUCGGUUAAUUUUGAAACUUUGAUUGUGUUUUUUUUGUUUGUGAUAAUAUUAAGAAUCAACUUUUCUUGGAUAAGUUUAUACGAUUUUAUUUAUACAUUAGUUGAAUAUUGGAUCUGGGAAAAGAUAAAAUGUCGAGACAACUGUGUAACUACUGAGAUAUAUUAGAUCUUCACAUCACAUUAACGCAUUUCUGGUUUAACAAGCACAAUCUAAGUUUCUGUUAACCUAUUUCAAUCGUUGACAAUUUGGACGUUGAAAAUGGCGCGUUUAAUUUUGUUUGAGACUUUUUAUGGUAAGUGAACUUUAUGAAAGUCGUGGUAAAUACACAAGGUAAUGUAUAUAGCAUACAGGAAAGUUAUAAGAUAAGGUAAAUUUAUUAGAAUUUAGCUUUUUGCAUAACUUCAUAUUUUCUUUAUAUGGCAAAGAUCUGAUCAGUUGAAAAUAAUUUUUUAAAGGUGAUUUUGGUACAUUCUUUUUUUCUUUAUGGCGUUUUAUAUUGAGAGUAGUAUGUAUUACGUCAUUUUCCAGUAAAUUCAAUUUCCAAUCAGAACAUUUUUUCAAUCUAUAAACUUAUUACAAAAUUAACACAAAAUUUGACAUAAACAGAAAACAUGGUUAUAAUCUUUACCAAAAUUCCCAUAUAACUGUAGAUGGGUCUCGUAAAUGUGACAUUUACUAACUUGCAUACCGCACAGAUGGUUGUGGGCUUAACAUAGACCAUUGACUUCAAAUAAACAAAUCUAACAGUGUUAGAUAACAUGAUCACGCAAUUGAUAUGUUUUCAAGUUGAUUGGCAUGUGGCAAUAUCUUAUUAAAAACAAAUCAAUAUCAACCAAUUAUCAUUAUUAAGCACUGGUACCAGUUAACGCUUAAUUAACCUCAUUUGUUGAAUAAGUUUCAGGUUCAGGUUCAAAUCGACACCAAACAUAAUUUUAACUAAAAACUAAUCCAUUAAGGUGAAGAUUUGCAUUACUACUUCAUAUGAUUUAGCUUGAACAAUUAGUAUCUACUUUUUGAUGUCCAAUAAUCAAUUCCAUAAACUCUCUUCAUUUGUGUCUGCGUUAUUUUUUAGUUUUUGGUCCAUAUAUUCCAGCGUCUCUUCAUGACUAAAUUGUAUCGAUUUUGGGCCUGAAAUUUCUUUCUCGUUUAUUAUUACAUAAAUAAAUUUCGUUGUUGGGUUAAUAAAAUCGUAUUUUUUUGUUAUUGCUAAUUAGUGCAUUACAUAACGAACAUUAAUGAAUCUUUUAUUGAAUUGAUUGUAGGCUAAGAUAUUUAUUAUAUAAUAUAUAAAGUAUAUUUUUUAAGGGAACUUGAUAAUUUGUAGGUGAAUUAUUAAUUUUUCGUUAACAUAGCUGUGAAUUUAAUUUUUUGAGUGAUCAGAUCUAAUAUCUAAUAAAUUUUUUAAAAAAAUCGAGCAGCUUCUUUCAAAUGGCUUAUUUUUUUUCUGCCAACUAUAUAGUAGAUUUUCAGACUAUCGUGGUAAUUCAAUGAUUAAGUUAACAUUUUUAAAUGAAGAUAUAAAUUUUCUAUGUCUUUUUUUUUAAUUAAUAUUUGAAUGAAUAUCUUUUUUCAUUCAUAUUACCCUUUAAGAUACAAACCGAUCCAAAUUUUGUUCUUUGGAAUCAUUUUAACUACAGAUUUAUAUAAACACAGGUUGAAACCAAUUAGAUAUACUCUGCAAAAGGGAUUUUGUCAAAACAUUUUAAUAAAAAAAUUCAAUCCAUAGAUGUCUCUAUCGCCCAUGAUUUUCAAUCCAGUUUGUUGAUAGUUUGUAUUUUUCCGUUUGAUAAAUAUUCAUAUUUUUUAAACAUUAUUCUUAUUAUUGUUGCCUUAUUUUAAUUAUCAAAAAAAUUAGCCUAGCUAGUUAAGUGGUUGUGGCACAUAUGGAGAGAAGGAACAAAAUCUAUAGCAUAUGAUGUGAUGCAAUGGUGGUAGAAAAAGACGCGGCAGGCCUAGAACAAAAUUGUUAAAAGGAUGACCUAAGCAAGAGUUAGAAAUUUUCAGGAAACAGGAAAUUAUGACGAAAAAUAAGCGAGGUAUAGAGAAGGAUUAUGGGAACUGAUCCACUCUAAUAAGAGGAUCUAGAAAACAUUUUUGCGGCGCAACACGACUUGAGAUGUUAAUCUAUUAUUAAUGCAUUACUCAUCAACCUCUCCCGGAUCCAAAUUACAAAAGGGUCAAUUCACAUAAUAAACUUUAGCACUGUGUGGCAAGUAUUCAAUAUCACAGCUUACUGGGAGUCAGCAAAGGUUUUUUUUGUAAUACCAGUUUGGCAAUGCUAUCAUGCAGUGGAAGAUUUGCGUACUUGGCCAGUUUCUCCGACUCGACUCUUCUAUGUCAGGUCUGUUAUCUGUCACCAGUAUAUCAGUAAUAAUGGACCUAUCGUAUUAGAGUUCAAUAUUGUUCUUGUAAUAUAAGUUUUGAGAAGACUUAACUUGUUGGAUAGUUUCUGGUGGAUGAUGUUGCAUAAUUGAUUAUACAGUGCAGAUAGUCAGUAUUA